Molecule: messenger RNA, 2557 nt
Organism: Cinara cedri
Lineage: Eukaryota; Metazoa; Arthropoda; Insecta; Hemiptera; Aphididae
Source: the annotation of a GenBank genome assembly
UGUGUGUAAUGUUUGUGUAAUAUUUAAGGCAGGUAGGCUCCCCAGAGAAAAGCGACGAAAAAUAAAAGCUCUCCCCACUUUACGCGUGCGCUCAUACACAUUAUACACACGGCACACACACACACACACAAUUCUCUACUCACUGACCCACUGUGUUGUGUAUACUACACUACUCAUUGCUCUCACACAUACGACAUUUGUACUACUAUAUAUCUAUAUUUUAUAGUACAAUCGUAUUUUCGAAUUCAACCUAAGGAGAAAGGCGAACUUGUACGACUUGUUUUGUAUUGAACUUAUAUACGCCACUGAAAUCUUCUCCGUUGACGUUCUUUUAAUAUUCAUUAAAUAUGGUGUGUAAUAUACGAUACCUAUGCUCCAAUUAAGGAAUUUAAUAAAGAGUUAAUCUUAAAAUGUGUAUUUUGUUUCACAGGGUAACGAAAACUCAUUGCCAAUGGAAUUAUGUUCAAACUGUGAGUAUUCCUUUUUAUGUAAAUGCAUUUAUACCUAGUUUUUAUAAACUAUUGACAUUAAAUGACAGUUGAUGCUGAUGAAAUCAGACGUUUGGGCAAACGGUUCCGCAAACUUGAUCUGGACAACUCUGGUGCAUUGAGCUUGGACGAGUUUCUAUCAUUACCUGAACUUCAGCAAAAUCCACUCGUACAAAGAGUCAUAGAUAUAUUUGAUGAAGACGGUAAUGGUGAAGUUGACUUUAAAGGUGAUUAUAACAUCCAAGUUAAGUUUUAAUAAUCAAUAUAUCCUUAACAGUAUUUUUUCUUUUUUAGAAUUUAUACAAGGAGUGUCUCAAUUUAGUGUUAAGGGAGACAAAGAAUCUAAAUUGCGAUUUGCUUUCCGAAUCUAUGACAUGGAUAAUGAUGGAUACAUUUCAAAUGGAGAAUUAUUUCAGGUAUCAACUUUUAAGUUUAAAGUUUAUGACAUAAUUGUUUAGAUCUGUUAUACAAUUAGUAAUCUGUUAAUUUUUUUAUUAUUUUAUUAUUAUUUUUAAGGUAUUAAAAAUGAUGGUUGGAAAUAAUUUAAAAGACACGCAACUUCAACAAAUUGUUGAUAAAACGAUAUUGUUUGCUGACAAAGACGAAGAUGGAAAGAUUAAUUUUGAAGAAUUCUGUUCCGUCGUUGGCAACACAGACAUACACAAAAAGAUGGUUGUUGAUGUCUAAGUUACAAGUUUUAUCCAACUCAAGUCAAUGUAAACAUUAACUUUAAAUAAUUCACAUAUAUUAUUAUCUCAUCUUCAAAUAUUCAAAAUUGUAGUAAUCUUCCAGCGUAUUGCACGCUCAUUACAUUUUUGUUACUGAAAAUUCUUCUUGUAAUAUUGUUGCUUUUUAUUUUAAACGUUAGCACUGAAUAUCUUCCAUUUUUCAAAAAAUUAGUAUACUAUUUACAAACACAUUUAUUUAUAUUUUAUAUUUAUUUAUUCAUGCAUAUUAAAAUAUUUAUUGCAUACAUCAUACUGCAUACAUUUAAAUAUAAUUAUACAACUUGAUAAAUACUUAUUGUUAGAUUAUCAUAUUAUUUAUUUAGUUGUAUCGUGUUUGUAUGUAUUAUUUUUGUCUGAUAAAAAAAAUAGCUUUUAGUAGUCUGUAAUAACUAUUGAGAAUCAUCAGAAAAAACCAGUGCUAAUGAUAAAAUCUGUUUACUACUGAUGAAUUUUUGCUGAACAGAAGGGAACAUAAAAUUAGAAUGUCUAAUAAUUGCUAACAGUUGGCACUGAAUAAUUUAUAAAAAAAUAAAAAAUAGUUAUAAUAAUAAUAAUAGUAUUUCCCAUUUUUGUUCUCUUGAUCUGUGUAUUAUAUUUUUAAAUAUUUGAUACUUCAAUGAAAAAAUGAUUAGAAAUACAAGUUUAUUGAUUUGAUUUGGUGUUAAACUUCGGCAUCAUUAUUUAGAAUUAUGAUUAUUUGUUUUAUUUAAGAAAAAUUAUUGUAAAUCGUAAAUAAGAUUAGUUUCUUUUUUGAAGAAAUAUAUAUUUAUUGUUUUAUUAUACUAAAACUUCUUAGGGAAAAUAAAUUUAAUAAUGUUUAAUUUAUUUUUUCUAAAACCAAUAGUUUUAAGUUAACGUUUAUUAUUUUCAUUUAAUGUAUAAUGAACUUAAAAGUGCCAAUAGUAUUCAAAUUAAAAUAAAAGUUAACAAGUCUAGUCAAUUUAUUUGAGUUUUUCAGAUUAAUUAAUACAUCCAUAUAAUUAUGUGUUUGGUAAUUGCAUACAACAUAUUAAUAUAUUAUAUACUUACAGACCUGUUUAAAUUUUAAUCAAUGUUUUAUUUCUUUUUUUAAUUUUAAUUAAAAUGUUUAAUAUUAUUCUAUAAAAAAAAAUUGUUGAUUAUACUUAUUUAUUAUAUUAUAUAUUUCUAUAUUACUUGCACUGUUACUUUUGAAGUACAGUUUUUACUUAUAUGUAUUAAUUAUAAAUCUUGGUAUCUACAAAUAAAUAAGACUUCUACGUUCAUAUUGUGUGUUAAUUAAUACAAUUAAUAACCUUUUUUUCUUGUGAGAAAUAUUUAUGUACAAAACAUUUUUUAGGUAUGAAUAAAUUCAUUUAGGAU